This is a messenger RNA of Ixodes scapularis (black-legged tick), 597 nucleotides long. RefSeq lists its product as uncharacterized. Bases 1 to 597 code for a protein of 198 amino acids. The transcript is spliced from 3 exons. NCBI's taxonomy places the organism in Eukaryota, Metazoa, Arthropoda, Arachnida, Ixodida, Ixodidae. The record is from RefSeq and is a predicted model, not a curated record.
AUGGAGACCCUUGGAGUUACAUUUUCUGUAAAUAUGACAUGGAAAGAUCACGUUGAAGCUUUAGCUAACUCCUUAUCAUCGGCGACGGGAACCUUGUCACGAUGUCAACACAUCUUUCCAUAUAAUGCAAAACUUCAAAUUUAUCAUGCCCUAUUCACUUCACACAUAAAUUACUACACGCUCGUAUGGAGCACGGCCGCAGCAGGAAACAUACACAGCAUCCUUGUUCUUCAAAAGAAAGUGAUUCGAUACAUUGCUAAUGUGCCACGCUUACAAUCAACCGCAGAAUUGUAUACACAUUAUGAUAUAAUAAGCGUAAAACAUAUUUAUGAAUUUCGUUUAUUGCAUUCUUUAUUCUGGUCAAAUGAAAGUUUCAGAUCAUUUUUAAAAAGGACAUCUGACCUAUCGAAACAAAUAAGUGACCCUCGCACCCGCAGCUGUGACCGGUGGUUAGUGCCGCGCCGGCGCACUGAAUACUUCUCGCAGUCGCUGACAUAUAACUUACCUUUUAUUCUAAACAAGUAUCUAGAACAAAAUACUAACUUUGAUGCAUUUACUAGUAAAAAAGUGCGAGAUUUUUUUGUAAAUAAUAAAUGA